AUGGAUUAUUUAUCACGUAAUAUUCGUAAUCCUUGGGCACGCCAAGCCUACAUGCAUAUCAUGGAUGAUGAUCAAGAUAAAAAUUCAGAUCCUGAUCAUUGGUACGAUAUUGAUCUGGAAAAAAUCGAUUAUAACCUGCGACAUCUUUGUGUCAAAAGUACUAUGGAUCAAGAAACAAGACAAUUUAUUGAUAGUUGCUGUGAUGCAUCAAUCCUUAAAAAUAUUUUUGAUUCAAUUAGUUCUACAUUUUUACAUGCACUCUUUAGCCAGACAACAACGAAUGGCCUACUAGGUCGUGGAUCAAUGCAUAUUUUCGGCAGACAGCAGUUCUUAACGCUUGUUGGUAAAUCGGGAGACUGGAGGAUUCCGACGAUGCUUGAUCUAGGAGCCGGUGAUGGAAAUAUUACAUCGGUUAUGGCGGAAUUUGUCGAAAAAGUCUCUGUAACUGAGGUAUCGAAAUCUAUGAGAUGGCGACUUAAUCGGCGUGGAUACCAAUGUGUUGAUGCUUUCACAUGGCCAGAACUAUACCCUGGAAAAUUCGAUCUAAUUAGCUGUCUGAAUGUCUUAGACAGAACUGAUCGACCGUUAACCUUGUUAUCCAAUAUUAAGAAGUGUUUAAAGCCUGGCAAUGGCAUUUGUAUUAUUGCCGUAGUUGUGCCUGUUUCUUGCUAUGUUGAAUCAGGUUGGUUUGGCUCCAAUACACCGUCCGAAGAACUGAAUGUUAGCGACGAUAAUUUCGAAGAAUGUGUCAAUAGUCUAAUACAAAAUGUAUUCAAUCCGGCUGGAUUCACUGUUGUUAAUUUUACACGAUUACCCUAUUUAUGUCAAGGAGAUCUCUAUGAAAAUUAUUACGUUUUAAAUGAUAGUAUAUUUGUUCUUAAAAGUUCAAUUCCGGUGACGCAUAUCUAG
Trichoplax adhaerens is the source of this 909-nucleotide messenger RNA. RefSeq lists its product as uncharacterized. Gene Ontology annotation, molecular function: protein-L-histidine N-pros-methyltransferase activity. Lineage: Eukaryota; Metazoa; Placozoa; Uniplacotomia; Trichoplacea; Trichoplacidae. The transcript has 5 exons. The coding region runs from base 1 to 909 and encodes 302 amino acids. The record is from RefSeq and is a predicted model, not a curated record.